AUGGUUUGCUCUAAAUAUCACUUCCCUACCCCCGCGCUAGCUGCUCCGCCCCCUGCCCCGUCUGCUGCCUCUCCUCGCCGCCGCGCCGCCGGAGUCGCUCUACACGAGCAGCCGGAGUCCCCUGCUGCUGUCUGCCGCCGCUUCUCUCCCCUGCCGGAUCUCCUCUCUCUCUCUCUCUCAAAUUUGAAAGUUUAUGCCAAAUUCGAGUUGUCGUUCACCUGCCGGAAUCGCCACAUUCUGAUUCUCCUUUGCUCUCUUGCUUCUCCUUUCCUUCAACAGGUGGUCGAAAUAAGUAAGGGAAGUAAGGUGAAAUAUGAACUUGACAAGAAAACUGGUCUAAUCAAGGUUGAUCGAGUUCUUUACUCAUCUGUUGUGUACCCUCAUAAUUAUGGCUUCAUACCCCGCACUCUCUGUGAAGACAGUGACCCAAUGGAUGUGUUGGUCAUUAUGCAGGUAAAAUGCUGGUCUCGAAUUUUUACCAAAUAUUUCCGUCGAGAAUUAUUUCCCUACGAUUAA
Messenger RNA from Salvia miltiorrhiza (redroot sage), 516 nucleotides. RefSeq lists its product as uncharacterized. The transcript is spliced from 6 exons. Gene Ontology annotation, biological process: phosphate-containing compound metabolic process. The record is from RefSeq and is a predicted model, not a curated record. Gene Ontology annotation, molecular function: magnesium ion binding; inorganic diphosphate phosphatase activity. Bases 1 to 516 code for a protein of 171 amino acids. Gene Ontology annotation, cellular component: cytoplasm. NCBI's taxonomy places the organism in Eukaryota, Viridiplantae, Streptophyta, Magnoliopsida, Lamiales, Lamiaceae.